Erigeron canadensis is the source of this 1514-nucleotide messenger RNA. Its product is annotated as ABC transporter I family member 20. Lineage: Eukaryota; Viridiplantae; Streptophyta; Magnoliopsida; Asterales; Asteraceae. The coding region runs from base 281 to 1264 and encodes 327 amino acids. Gene Ontology annotation, molecular function: ATP hydrolysis activity; ATP binding. The record is from RefSeq and is a predicted model, not a curated record. The transcript is spliced from 7 exons.
GGAAAGUAGUCGGUGGUAGACGUGCCGCAAUUGAGACCAAGGCCUUUGGUGUACGAAGAUUUCGCGACUCAAAACCCCCCCACGACAUCCAAACAAUACCUCCGUCAGCUUUCUGAUUCCACCCACCCACCCACCCACUCACAUCCAGAUAUAAAUUAAAUUGCUUAUAAAACCCCUUGUUUGUUGAUCCAUUAUCCCUCGCACCAAACCAAAUCAAUUCACACACCUUUUUGUUAUAUAAUCUAAGGAUAGAUAUAUACAUACAUAGAUAGAUACAAGAAUGGUUGCAAAUGAAAACGAAGAAAAUGUUCCAAUGGUGGUAAUCAACAAACUGAAAUUCACAUACCCAGGUAUCGACGGACACCCACCCCCAGGUUCCGUCCCUCUUAUCCAAGACUUGUCACUCACUCUUAACUCCGGUGAUCGCUGUCUUCUUGUCGGAUCAAAUGGCGCUGGGAAAACAACGAUAUUGAAGAUAUUGGGAGGGAAGCAUAUGGUGGAGCCUGACAUGGUUAGAGUUCUUGGAAGGUCUGCUUUUCAUGAUACUUCUUUGACUUCUUCUGGUCAACUUGCUUAUCUUGGUGGUGAGUGGAGAAGGGAAGUUGCUUUUGCUGGCUUUGAUGUUGCUAUACAAAUGGAUAUUUCCGCUGAAAAAAUGUUAUUUGGGGUAGCGGGGGUUGAUCCUCAAAGAAGAGCUGAGCUGAUUAAGGUUUUAGAUGUCGAUUUGUCAUGGAGGAUGCACAAGGUAUCUGAUGGUCAGCGAAGAAGGGUGCAAAUAUGCAUGGGGCUUCUAAAGGAAUUCAAGGUUCUUCUUCUUGAUGAAAUCACAGUUGACCUAGAUGUACUUGCCAGGGCUGAUCUUUUGACAUUCCUUAAAAAGGAAUGUGAAGACCGCGGUGCUAUCAUCAUAUAUGCUACACAUAUAUUCGAUGGUCUCGAGAAUUGGCCUUCACACAUCGUUUAUGUUGCUCAAGGAAAGUUGCAGUUGGCAUUGCCUAUGGAAGAGAUAAGAAAGAUGAGCAAUCUAUCUUUAAUGAGAACAGUAGAGCAAUGGCUGAGGAAAGAACGAGAUGAGGAGAGGAAGAGAAGGAAAGAGAGAAAAGCAAAUGGGCUUCCAGAAUUUGAUAAGCGUAUUGAUGGUACUCGGGUAGCUGGGGAUCCAGUUCGUGUGGUCAACAACGGUUGGGCUGCUGGAAGGUUGAAUUCCACCGUUGCUGGUGAAGAGAACUUUGUCUAUAGUUCAAACAGGGUUGUCAGACAAUAGUCUAAAUUGACACCUUAGACCACGGUACAAACUGAAACCCGAGACAAUUGAUAAAAUGGAUACCUGGUCCAAUUUUUGGUUCUUUUUCCUCCCAUACUUGUACGCAAUCUUUUCUCUUUAUGCUUAAACAAACCUGCUUCUUAUGCAUGAAACGGUAUAUUUGUUGUAAAUGUACCAUUUAUAUCUCUCGAUAGUCAAGUGUGUAAACAUGUACCAAUUAUAUCUUAAAGAGCAAUUGUUGGUUUAUGAA